CCCGAUUGAAAGGACGAAAUUCCUGCUGCCAAAUAAGUGAUACACAAUAGAAAGAAAAUAAGAGAAAACAAAUAAAAAUAAUAAAAUAAAUAUUUUAUCUGAGCAAAAAGUUAAUAGAAUUAGUACAGCAAGAACAUUUGCAGUCUUUGGAAAACUGCGCCCAAACACUUUUUGUUUUGGGCCCAAUCCAAACAUGUGGCACAGCCCGAUUGCGGGCUACGCAUACAUAUAGAGCCGUAGCCAAUUGGGGUUUACAUUUUGGAUAAUGGGCGAGACGGCGGGCAACGCUAGUGGAGCUGCUGCAACUGCUGCGGCUCUGCACUCCUUGGACAGCUACGAUGUGAUCUAUGAUGCUGGACAGGAGCACUCAGAUGAUAUGCAAAGCGUUUCGCAUAUGGAUUGGCCAUUUUUGAUAAAGGGCAUCCUGGAGAGCAGGCAGACAUGUGCGCCAACCACGCCGGAUACCCUGCCCGCUCUGCUGUGGGCCAUCAUAGCCGUGUUUGGCAUCGUCUACGCUCUGCUCGGCUAUCGCUGCCUGCGCGCUGUUGGCUUUCUGAGCGGGCUAAUGGUGGGCGCCAACGGGAUAUUUAUACUGCAGGACUUCCAAAUCACUUGGCUGGGCAAGCCAGCUGACUCGGCGCUGGCCAUCGUCGCUGGACUCCUGGGCGCUGUGCUCGGCUCUACGUAUCCCGUCGCCUCGGUCUUGAUCAGCGCCUUUGCUGGCGCCUUGCUGUCGGGCGCUGCGAUGGCAGUCUGUGUGGCCACAAUGCCGGACAACGAGUUCGGAUAUCGCGAGAUCUAUGUGGCUGUGGUCGGUGGCGCCGUCAUCUGUUCGGUGCUGACGCUGUGCUGCGUCAAGUAUGUCACGAUAUUGACAUCGAGCAUUGUGGGCACGGCCAUGGUGAUCGGUGCCAUUGACUUCUUUAUGCACAGCUUGGAGACAGUCAACUGGAUACUGAGCAUGAAGCCGCAUCCGUUGCCGCCGCCUUGCUACGGCGGGCUCUUGAUAACCGCGUGGCCGCUGACCAUUGUGAUCAGCAUUAUGGUGCAGUGCUUCAUUACCGCUUGGCGUGUCGAUCAUCGCAAGCGUCUCUAUAUGCGACACCAUCAACAGCAUCCGCAUGGCAAUCAUCAUCUGCCCCAUGGCCAACAGCCACCGGGCGCCGGUGGCGUCGGCAAUCCCCAUGUGCCGAUGCGCCGGUCGCAGUCGCGCACUCGUGAGACACGCGAGGAGGCCAGGCAGCGCAAGUUCCGUUAUCUGUACCAGGUGCGAACGGCACGCGGCGACAUCAUCUCCCAGAACUUUGUGUCGGCUUUGCAGAAGCGUAUUCAGCUGAGCGGCACAGAGACGCCGUCGGAGCGUUCCAUUAAGACUAGUUCCAAUGAGCGGAACACGUUCCGGAGCGAUCGAACACACUUUACGACCAUUCACGAUCCCGAACUGUGCGACAAAAUCGAGAUCGUGCGCGACAUUGGAUAACAAACAAGCAAUAGCUACAUGUAACUAUAUCCGUAAGGGAGGCCGGAGCGAGGGGCGUGGCAAGUCGGAAUUGGGUCGGGGGAAGAGGGCGAGACGAUGGCCAAAACUAGAGCAGAACUUACGGAUUGGGAUAAAAGAAACAUGUAGCUAAGAGGGCGAAGAACAAGUUGGAUCAAGACAAAAUUUAGCAGAAGCUUUAACUAGAGGAAGAAGAAAGAGUUGGGAAAAGAGUGCAAGAGAGAGAGAGAUAGAGAGAUAGAGAGAUAGAGAGAGAGGGCGUAUGGAACUUUUUUUUGGUUACUGAAAACAUAAAGAAGAUAUUUGAAAAAUAUCUCACAUGAAAAAGCUUGAUAGAAGUUAAGAUUUAAAGAAAAAAGCACAAUUUAGAAAUGGCAUAAAAUUUGAAACAAUAUAUAAUAUAUAGGGGAAUACAGAGUACAGAGCUGAAAAGUCAAUGAAGUACGUUGGGAAACUAUGGUUGAACACUACAAGGGAAAAGCUGAAUUGCUCAGUAAAUGAUUAUUCAAAGAAAGCUUUAGCUGAGUAUUUAACGAAACACUAAGAACUUUAGCUGAAUAGCCAAGUACUCACAGGAAAUGCAGCUGAAUAGCCCUAUAUUCAAAGAGAUAUUGAAAAAUUUAGCUGAAUAUGAUAAGAAAUGAUGCAAUCUUAAGCUGAAUAGCGGAACUUGAAACAUAUUGUAAAAUUUAGCUCGAGAGCCGCGUAUUCAAAAAAUGCUUUACCUGAAAAGCUGAAUACUUAAAGAAGACUUAAGCUGAAUAUGCAAAAAUUGAUUGAAAAGCUUUGGUGGUUGGCUGAAAUCUUUAAAAAAAACUUAAGCUGUGUAGCUGUCGGCUGAAUAACCGAGUUUUCAUAAGCAACAUUUGAAAACUUUCGCUGAAUAACUGCGAAUUCGGAAACUGCGCUAGAUGAAUAUCUGAGUAUUCAACGAAUAUAGAGAUAAACCUAACCGGCUCUACAUAUAAUAUUGUCUUACGUAACUCCCAUAAUAUCUGGUUACUUUACUUUAGAAGAAGUUCCCGUUGCAUCCGCUAAUCUAGCUAGAGUUUCCAGAAACAGAAUCACAUAAAACUUCAGCUCUGGAUUUUGCAUUACAUAGCACUUAGACAGCUCGAUCUAUAGAGAUCUACAUGGAUCCCCUUCGAUCUAUAGCUAUAAACUACACAAGAUGUUUGUUCUACAGAAAAAAAACAAGAUGUUACUGGCAGCUAAACGAGUCUAGAGUAUUGAGGCAUAUAUAUAGUAUUACCGAUCAGGUAGCACUGGCGCUACAUACAUAUAUAGAGAGCUAUUCAGAUAAAGACAUAGAUAUAUAAGUACGUGAUCGUAAGCUUAUAUGGAAACGUAAUGGUUGCUCCAGUUCGAAUAGCGCAUUGUUUCUCUUCACACUAAGCUAUAUAUGGUAUAUAUAUAUUAUAUAGAUCUAAGCUAGUUUUGCGUAUUCCUUGUGUGCUCUCUUUAAACUGGAACUAAACACUA
Molecule: messenger RNA, 2980 nt
Organism: Drosophila hydei
Lineage: Eukaryota; Metazoa; Arthropoda; Insecta; Diptera; Drosophilidae
Product: transmembrane protein 198
Exons: 4
Coding region: 266-1480 (404 amino acids)
Cellular component (GO): plasma membrane
Source: RefSeq, a predicted model, not a curated record